Messenger RNA from Cryptomeria japonica (Japanese cedar), 777 nucleotides. RefSeq names its product probable (S)-N-methylcoclaurine 3'-hydroxylase isozyme 2. Bases 1 to 777 code for a protein of 258 amino acids. The transcript is spliced from 2 exons. Gene Ontology annotation, molecular function: monooxygenase activity; oxidoreductase activity, acting on paired donors, with incorporation or reduction of molecular oxygen; heme binding. The record is from RefSeq and is a predicted model, not a curated record. NCBI's taxonomy places the organism in Eukaryota, Viridiplantae, Streptophyta, Pinopsida, Cupressales, Cupressaceae.
AUGGAUAUCCCGCUGCUUUAUUGGUGUUCUACAAUCCUCAUUAUUCCUCUAACAUUAUUCUAUUUGCAAUGCAAGAGGAAGAAGGCUUCAGCUCUCCCUCUUCCACCACCACCUAGACCUACUGCUUGGCAUAUUCUAGCAAACUUAUUUCAGCUGGCCAAAAGGCCUCAUGAGUAUCUCUAUGAGCUUUCUCUGAAAUACGAACCACUCAUGAGUUUUCGUAUGGGCAUGAAAAGAAUAGUGGUGGUCUCAUCUCCUGCCAUGGCGAAGGAGGUUCUCAAAACCCAUGACCACAUCUUCGUUGGAUGGACCGUCGUAGAAACAGCUAAAGUGUUCUCCCACCACAAGUCGUCCUUACUGUGGGGUGAGUAUGGACCUCACUGGCGGUUUCUUAGACGAAUUGUAACUAUUGAACUUUUCAGCCCCCAAAGACUAGAAAUUCAAAAGAAUCUCAGAGGAGAUCAAGUAUUUCACACGGUUUGGCAAAUAUUUCAGAGCAAGGGAAAGGCAGUUAACAUUGAGCAUUUGGUGUUUUGCAACACUAUGAAUGUGUUAGGCAAAAUGAUAUUCAGUACAAGUUUGUUAGAUCCACACAAUCCAGCUUCUGUGGGAUUGAAGGAUACCAUGUGGAAAAUCGUGAAGCUUUCCGGAGAUAGGAUUUCCACCAAAAACAUAAAGCGUCAGCAGAAAGACUCCUAUAACGAUUUUCUCGACGUUCUGCUUAAGGCCAGGACUGAGGAUUUCAUACUCUAUGAUGUUAAAGCUGUAGAAUUUUGA